Messenger RNA from Penicillium alfredii, 753 nucleotides. RefSeq names its product translation initiation factor 6. Gene Ontology annotation, molecular function: ribosomal large subunit binding. The transcript has 5 exons. Gene Ontology annotation, cellular component: preribosome, large subunit precursor; cytosol; nucleolus. Gene Ontology annotation, biological process: assembly of large subunit precursor of preribosome; ribosomal subunit export from nucleus; maturation of 5.8S rRNA. The coding region runs from base 1 to 753 and encodes 250 amino acids. NCBI's taxonomy places the organism in Eukaryota, Fungi, Ascomycota, Eurotiomycetes, Eurotiales, Aspergillaceae. The record is from RefSeq and is a predicted model, not a curated record.
AUGGCUGUGCGCGCGCAAUUCGAGAACUCGAACGAGGUCGGUGUCUUCUCCCGCCUGACCAAUUCCUACGCCCUCGUUGCUGUCGGUGCCUCGGAGAACUUUUACAGUGUAUUCGAAUCGGAGCUCCAGGACGUCAUCCCGAUCUGCCAUGCGACUAUUGCGGGGACACGGAUUAUUGGGCGGUUAACUGUUGGAAACCGCAAAGGCCUGCUCGUCCCGACUACAACGACCGAUCAAGAACUGCAGCAUUUGCGCAACACGCUCCCGGACUCGGUCAAAAUCCAGCGCAUAGAAGAGCGGCUGUCGGCACUGGGGAAUGUGAUCUGCUGCAACGACCAUGUGGCACUGGUGCAUCCUGACCUGGAGCGCGAGACGGAAGAGAUAAUCGCCGACGUCCUCGGCGUCGAAGUCUUCCGCCAAACCGUCGCCGACAACGUCCUUACCGGCUCAUACAUGGCGCUCUCCAACCAGGGCGGCAUCGUGCACCCCAAGACCUCGAUCCGCGACCAGGACGAGCUCUCCUCGCUGCUGCAGGUGCCGCUCGUCGCCGGUAGCGUCAACCGCGGCUCGCCCGUCGUCGGCGCCGGCAUGGUGGUGAAUGACUGGCUUGCUGUUACGGGGCUGGACACUACCGCCACCGAGCUGAGUGUUGUUGAGAGUGUGUUCCGGCUCGGCGAGAUGGCUCCGGGUGGUGGGCCUGGGGCUGGGGCUGGUGCUGUUAAUAAGGAGAGUAUUGUGGAGAGUUUCUAUUAA